CUGGCCGUUGGAUGCGUAUUGUUACACAGUGGUUUCUAUAUGUCUGUUACAGGCACAGGGGUCACGGUGAACGCUGUACACCCAGGAGUGGUUGCCACGGAGCUGGGGAGGCACACCGGCCUGCACCAAUCACAGUUCUCCAGCUCUGUGCUCAGUCCUUUUUUCACCAUGUUGGUAAAAAGCCCCGAGCUGGGAGCCCAGCCCAGCGUCUACCUGGCUGUGUCCGAGGAGAUGGAGGGAGUGACGGGCCGCUACUACGAUGUUAUGACUGAAAAGGAACCGGCUCCCCGGGCCCUGGACGAUGAGACAGCUUGCAGGCUGUGGGAGGUCAGCUGCAAGCUGGUGGGUCUGGAGAAAGAGCAACCCAGCGAAGCAAAGCCAUCAGCAGAAGAGCAAAACAAAGCCGGCCUCACAAACCCAACACAGACUCCUGUACAGAGCCCAGAACCAGAUCCUGCUACUGUGGGCCAGUGAGUCUUCUCUGGCCUCCGGGACAGCUCGGGAUAAUGAAGGUUGAUGACCUUCUGAAACUGCGAAUGACUCAUAGGAACUCCUACCUGUCUGAGACAUCAUUCAGUCAGUGUCUUUAUGUUCCUGCAUCAGGAUGUUCUCUUUUUCUUAAUCAAAUGCUCAACUUUGAAUUAGUAAAUUAUGUAGAGAGCUGAUCUCUUAAAAUAAAAAACAACCCACAAUACUCCCUCGAUUGCUCCCUUGGACUCAAGGAUUCAAGCCAGUCUUGCUAAUUAAUCGUGUUUUGUUUCUGACUCGUCUCUGCUUGCUCUGCUGUUUGACAGUUGAUAGCUGAAAGAUCACAUGGAAAAAAUGAGUGAACUGCUGAAAUCAAUUGAGAAUUUGAAUUUGGAUGCAUUAUGAGUUAAGUCCUUGUGGAACCAUCUCAUAAUCUACAAAACAGAAACAAAAGGAUCAUUACAAACUGAUGAGAAUGAAAAGUUCUUCCUAAAACAUGUUUCUGAAAAUUUUUUCUCUUAAAAAUAACUAAUUUGUUGGAUAUUUACCACAAAUCAACUCAUUUGUUAUUUGAAGUGUAGCUGUAUAAUGCAUUGAAAACUAUUUCACAUCCACUUUAUUCGUUUUUUUUGUACCCUUCCAACCUGGAACCUGGAGCAAACAAGGAAUAAGAACAACAACAAAAGGCUGAAAAUGUAAGUGUGUCUAAGUAUACACUGUCACGCCCUCAUUUGUAUUCUUUACAGUUGUUUGUCUCUUUGUGUAUCAAGUUUCACACAUGAAAACAACGGGAAUCCUGCCAGUUAUUGAUUUGAUUUUCUAAUUCUAAAUCCUGUCAUAUAUCUUCUAACACAUUGAGAUUCAGAGGAAUCCACUGUCAUGCAGUUUUAACACUGGUUUUUAUUUAAAUAUUUAUGGAGAAAGUCUUCUUUGGUUUAGAAAAUGAAAUGUUGGCAUGUGUCGCCACCUGCCUGCCAAACGAUAAAAUACAGAUUCUUGGGAGCACAUGACAAUUAAGGUUGACUGAGAUAUUACACAUUUCCUGACAAUUCUACCUUUUUUGGGGUUCAUUUUACAUGGCUCAUGAAUGAAUAUCAUUGUUCAGGACUCAAGGUUCUGUAUUGAAUGAAAAUAUUUCUUCAUGCUGGAGAAAAAUCAGGGGCUGUAUGAUCCCUUCACAUUGCCAAAGUGUACCACUGUAACCUUUUAAAGUAAAAAAUAUC
Messenger RNA from Menidia menidia (Atlantic silverside), 1691 nucleotides. Lineage: Eukaryota; Metazoa; Chordata; Actinopteri; Atheriniformes; Atherinopsidae. The record is from the annotation of a GenBank genome assembly.